This is a messenger RNA of Trichomycterus rosablanca, 642 nucleotides long. RefSeq names its product mitochondrial ribosomal protein L49 (gene mrpl49). Lineage: Eukaryota; Metazoa; Chordata; Actinopteri; Siluriformes; Trichomycteridae. The transcript is spliced from 4 exons. Bases 10 to 567 code for a protein of 185 amino acids. The record is from RefSeq and is a predicted model, not a curated record. Gene Ontology annotation, molecular function: structural constituent of ribosome. Gene Ontology annotation, cellular component: ribosome; mitochondrial large ribosomal subunit. Gene Ontology annotation, biological process: translation.
UAUAAGAUAAUGGCGGCUUCCAUCAGAGGCAGGACAGUGACACUGAGCAGAUAUUUGUUAAAUAAAUGCAGAUUAACAGAGAAAAGUAGAAACAUAAUCACAGUUACACCGUGUUUACAGGUGGAAGGCAGUGCAGCAGGUGGAGUUGGUGGAGUUGGUGCAGCAGGUGGAGUUGGUGCAGUGAUUGAGAGUAAAGAAGAGUUUCAGUAUGUAGAGAGACUCAUUCCUCCAUCAUCCAUCCCACCUCCACCCAAACACACCUGUACUACACCAUCAGGAUGGACUCCGCCCUCAGUGACGCCUCCGUCCCUGCCGUACAUGAUCCGUCGAUCCAGGAUGCACAACAUCCCAGUUUAUUCUGACAUGAAACACGGGAACCAGAAGAGCACCAUCAUCCGAAAAGUGGAGGGAGAUAUCUGGGCCCUAAAUAAAGAUGUAAAGAAUCACCUGCAGCAGGUGACCGGGAGGGACACGCCCACACAGGUCAACGAGGUCACCAUGAGCAUCCGGGUUAAAGGAGAGUUUAAUAAAGAGCUGAAGGACUGGAUCCUCCAACACGGAUUCUAAUAAACACCGUCACUCAUUAAUGUAACAGAUUCUGAAUUAUUCAUGUUUAAUAUUAAUAAAAACCUGAAUUUAAAA